AUGUCUACAGAGGAAAAAAAGACGGCGCAGAUUUCUGCCAGCAGUACAGAUGGCUCGGAUGAAGAAUGGCAGAAAACUGAACAUCACAAAGGGGAAAGUACAUUUGAGGCCAGGGAGGGCCAUCACUUCUACCGGCCCAUUGACAGCUACGAGGGAAUCCAUCGCUGGGAUCCGAACUUUCAAUGGACGGAAGAGGAGGAGAAGAAGAUCGUUAGAAAGAUUGAUGCUCGCGUCUGUACCUUUGCUUGUGUAACCUUCUUCGCUUUGCAGCUUGAUCGAGGGAACAUUGGCCAAGCACUGGCAAGUACGUUUCUACAGGAUCUUAAGAUGACCAGCAACGAUUACAACUUGGGCCAGACAGUCUUCCUAGUCUGUUUUCUGUUGGCUGAGAUGCCCUCCCAGCUACUUUCCAAGAGAGUUGGCCCAGAUCGUUGGAUUCCCAUUCAAAUGGUUUCUUGGAGUCUUGUUGCGGCUUGUCAGGCCUUCUUGAAAGGACGUGAGUCAUAUUUGGCCUGUCGCGCUCUGUUGGGAUUGCUAGAAGGGGGCUUUAUACCUGAUACAAUUCUUUUCUUGUCAUUCUUCUACAAAUCCAGCGAGCUGCCGAACAGACUCACCUGGUUCUGGAUCUCCUACACUGUUGCCGGAAUAAUUGGUUCAUUCUUAGCGUUCGGCUUCCUUCAUAUCACCGAUGCCAACGGUGGUGGUGCCUGGAGAUAUCUAUUUGCAUAUGAGGGUCUCAUAACUGGUGUUAUCGGAAUUGUUGCUGCGUUCUGGAUGCCAGCCUCCCCUGUGCAAACCAAGGGAGGACUACGCGGAAAGAACGGAUGGUUCACGGAACAUGAAGAGAAGAUCAUCGUGAACCGUGUUAUUCGGGACGAUCCCAGCAAGGGCAGUAUGCACAACCGACAAGCAGUAACCCCACGACGACUUUGGGAGUCACUCAAGGACUACCAUAUGUGGCCAAUUUAUGCUCUUGGUCUGAUCUGGAUGAUACCGACGACUCCUGCGCAGGCUUACCUCACGCUACAACUGCGAUCCCAAGGAUUCACAACCUUCCAGACCAAUUUGCUGACAAUUCCAGCGGCUGUGAUUGCGAUUAUCACCAUGAUGUCUAUUACCUGGAUUGCAGAGCGUACGAACCAGCGCCUGCUCUGGGGUGUGGGAGUGGAAGUCUGGAACCUCGCCCUGCUGAUUGCACUCGAGGUACUUCCUCAGAAAAGCAUGCCCUGGCCUCGGUGGGCGAUACUUACGCUCAUUGUCGGUUCUCCGAACAUUCAUCCUGUUGUGGUGGCAUUGACUUCACGGAAUGCUGGAUCUGUGCGGACUCGCACCGUUGCUUCUGCGUUGUAUAAUAUGUCUAUCCAAGUGAGCGGAAUCGCUGCUGUUAAUGUGUACCAAGUAAAGGAUGCCCCAUACUACAGAAGCGGGAACAAAGUUCUUAUUGCUUUGGCUGUUGUCGCUGGGUUCCUGUUCAUCUUCGCAAAUUUCUACUAUGAUUACUGGAAUAAAAAUAAUUCUGCGAAAUGGGAUGCUAUGACAAGCGAACAAAGAGAGAUUUACUUGCGUGAAAACCCGGUGUUGACUAACAAGAGAAUUGACUUUCGGUUUGCUCGUUAG
Messenger RNA from Penicillium vulpinum, 1617 nucleotides. Its product is annotated as Major facilitator superfamily domain general substrate transporter. The record is from RefSeq and is a predicted model, not a curated record. NCBI's taxonomy places the organism in Eukaryota, Fungi, Ascomycota, Eurotiomycetes, Eurotiales, Aspergillaceae. The coding region runs from base 1 to 1617 and encodes 538 amino acids. Gene Ontology annotation, molecular function: sulfate transmembrane transporter activity. Gene Ontology annotation, cellular component: membrane. Gene Ontology annotation, biological process: transmembrane transport. The transcript has 6 exons.